AUGCAACCGGUGGUAGUUCAGCUCCAGGAGGAGAAAGAAAGGGCGAUGAAAGAGGUCGCGGAGAUGAAGAAAUACUUGGCUAAGAGAGAGAAGGAAGGAGAUGCGGCGGCAAGGAUCAGAUUGUUGCAAAGAGAAGUGGAGAAGGCGAAGGAGUCGGAGAGGAAGAUGCUGGAAUCCAUGAUCUCCCAGACGAAGCAGCUGGAGCACACCAAGAUCGAGCUCGAGGAAUCGAAGCUGGAGAUUAGAAAUCUCUUGGCGAAGCCGAGAGCAAUAGCUCCGACAAAACCUGAAUCUCAAUCCCAGGACGAGAUGGGGAGGCUCAGGAACGAGUUGCGGCUGGCCACCGAGGCGGAGGAGAAGAACAAGAAGGCCAUGGAUGAUCUGGCGAUGACGCUCAAGGAGGUCACCACGGAGAUGAAUCGGUUGAAGGAGAAGCUCUCGGUCGCGCAGGCGGAUCUGGAUCGGGUGAGAGCUGAGGCCGACCAUUCCAAAUCGAUGUGGAUGACGACGGAGGAGAAAUUCCAGAUCCUUGUGGAAGAAGUCGAUAAGCUGAGGAUGGAGGCGGAUGAAUCGGCCACCGCCUGGAAUGCGAAGGAAGCUAGUCUCAUCGAUUGUAUGAAGAUCUCCGAAGAGGAGAUCACCAAGCUGAAGCAGGAGAAUUCGAGGCUGGAGGAAGCCCAGCGAUCUGCGAAGGAGGAAAGCACCAGAUUCAGGGACAUCAUGAAGCAGGCGGUCAACGAGGCCACCGUCGUCAAGGAAGCCCUGGAGAUCGCCAGGGGAGAGAACUCCUCACUGAAGGACCUCAUCUCCGCCAGGGAAAAUUCCCUGAAGACGAUGAAGCAAGAUCUGGAGCGCGCCAAGCUCAACGAAGCCACGGCCAUGGACAGCGUCAAGGAGUUGCAGAGCUGUCUCGCCGGAGAGCCGCCGCCGGCGAGCUCGAUCGACGAGGGGACGACCGCAAAGCCGAAGGCCCUGUCGAGACAAGGAUCGGAGAAGAGGGCGAUCCCGGUGAAGUUCCCGUCGGAGCGAUGGAGGAGCGACCAUCCACACGUCCAGAACGGGCUGAGAUCUGCCGCUGCGGAUCCGGGAUCCAUAUCGGAGAGGGUGACCACCUGGUCGGCGAAAAAGGACCGGACGCGCUCCUCGUUGAGCUGCGCCUCAGAUCUGACCGGCUCGUCCCACCUAGGGUUGCACAAUGGAGACGAUUACCCGUACCUCGACGAAGCAGGGACCAACGUAGGGCUGCCGGCGAAGCAGAGGAAGAAGAGGCAGAUCCUCCACAGGUUCAGCGAGCUUCUGAGAAGAGGCCGCCUCCCCAAGUAG
Messenger RNA from Spirodela intermedia, 1323 nucleotides. The record is from the annotation of a GenBank genome assembly. NCBI's taxonomy places the organism in Eukaryota, Viridiplantae, Streptophyta, Magnoliopsida, Alismatales, Araceae.